UUACAUGAGCUGGGAACAGCAUCUGCAGCAUUUAUAGAUGUUUAUCAAUCUGCUGACAGUAGGACAGAAAACAUACAAAGUCAGGUUUUAAUGUAGGCAUUCGAUAUCGUGUACAGGUGAAAAUCUCAAUGAUAAAAGUAGAUAAGACGAUACCUACUUUAUCGUUGUAAACCUAUACGGCCGAUAUAAACUUGAUUGUGAAAGUUUAACAAGCUCGGGUACCUAUCUAACUACCACCGAAUCUGAUUGGUCAACCUCGCUCUGGGCUGCAGAUUUAAAAUCCAAUAUUUCAUUUGUGUACUUUAUAGGUACCUAGCGGAGCUUCAGACUCGGUGUUGGUCAUUCCAUUAAAGCUCGGCCGUCUGUACACAGGUACCCACUAAAGUUUGCAGUCCAAGUUUCGGAGCGCUUGAAAGCGUUUUACUUUUGUCAAAUAAUAUUAGGAUUUUCGUGCAGAAGAGAAAUACAUAAUGGCCAAGCCUGAGUUACCCAGGGGUUACCUCGGAGCCCAACCGAAAUUCGGAGAGUUUGGAUUAUGCACCCAUAGCCACAAGGAUCCUGACGUCGUGUUAACCGGAAAUGAGGUCGAAAUCCAGUUUAAGAUGGACCGGCUGGUGAAGGUGACUGGAAAUCUCAUUCAGGUGGCCACCCUCAAAGAACACACAGAAUGCAUCUUUACCCAGACACAGGGAGAUAUAGUAAGCUUCCUCGUCCAAAUACCAGAACCAGGCUACUAUAAACUCCAAAUAUACGCUCUUCCGGUCACUGACGACAGCAAGACACUUCCUGGAGUGUUUAACUAUCUUCUUAACUGUCCCGGUAUUUCGAAACCCGUUCAUCCCUUCCCGAAACAAUACGCUCAGUGGAAGGAGGGCUGCUUUAUCUACGAACCUCUGGUAAUCACUAAAGAUGCAUUAAAUUGCGGAGUGAAUUUCCGAGCAGUCGUUCCUAACGCUAAAGCGGUGGCAGCGGUCGUCAACGAGGAGUGGACACAGCUUGACAACAAGGGAGGCAAUCUAUGGGAAGGAAAGGUCAAAGGUAGUGCGGAAAAGCUUACUCUGAACGCAAACUUCGGAGGAGAAGAAUCAAAAUAUUCCACAUUAUUGGAAUAUUCCAUGUAGAUUUCAAUAACUUUUGAUAGAAAAUAAUUAAUCAAUUUAGAAUCGAGGUAUUUAUAAUAGACUGCUUCCGGAAGUGACACACUCUAGUGAUUUGAAUUGACUUUAGUGAUUUUGCACGAGUAUUUAAUAUGAUCUAGUAUGUUGAGUAUACGUUCGUCAACGUAGCAUUGAGAUAUGACUGGAUAUAGUAUAACUGUUCAGCGCAUGCCCAACGAACAAUCAACAGUGUAGCGCCUUUGUCUAUGUGACGCCAUUUCCAUGUCAUAUAUAGGAAGUCGUGCUCAAGAGAAAAUUCUGUCAACAAAUUACAUGAUAUAACACUGUUAUCUUAAUUUUCUAUUAAAUAUCUACAAAAUAAC
Molecule: messenger RNA, 1480 nt
Organism: Pecten maximus
Lineage: Eukaryota; Metazoa; Mollusca; Bivalvia; Pectinida; Pectinidae
Source: RefSeq, a predicted model, not a curated record